Molecule: messenger RNA, 1441 nt
Organism: Syngnathoides biaculeatus (alligator pipefish)
Lineage: Eukaryota; Metazoa; Chordata; Actinopteri; Syngnathiformes; Syngnathidae
Exons: 4
Coding region: 535-1161 (208 amino acids)
Biological process (GO): myeloid cell development; neutrophil differentiation; immune response
Cellular component (GO): extracellular region
Molecular function (GO): cytokine activity
Source: RefSeq, a predicted model, not a curated record
GAUCUCUCCACUGCUUGCCGCACAUAUAUAUACAGAUGCGCCACCCGUUUGAUUUGUCGCUGCGCUCAAUCAAUCAACUUUGCGCACUUGAGGCCGGUCCUCUUAAAAUAAUAAUAAUAAUAAUAAUCCCCCCCCCUCGUCGAAGCUAUGAGCAUCCUGAUUGGUGAGUAGUGACGUCAUGCGGGUGAAAGCCACCAGCCAGAGGAAUUGAACAGAAAGUGUUUCAAUAUACAUUUUUGAAAAUUAUCGAGAAAAGAGCAUAUUCGAUUAACGUGGAUUAUUAUUAUUAGUUGAAAUUACAAGGCUCACCCCCUCCCUCACAUGACCUGGGAAUUGGCAACUACUCUGGCCUGGAGGGAGGGAGGGAGUGCAGGGGAAAGGGAAGGGAAAGGAAGAACCAGAGUGCGGCAGACUGCCUACAAGUGCUGCACGCCUUUCGGGUUGCGACCUCUUUAACUCCCGACUUUUUUUCCUCUGUCUGUCUCUCUCUCUCUCUCUCGUCUUCCUGCAGUUUUCGCCCUGCCUCUCGUCUUCAUGGCCAGGAUCGCGGGCGCCGCGCCUCUGCCGGAGGUCUGCGCCGACGUGUGCGCACUUGUUGAGGGGGCGCAAUUCCAAGUGCUGGUCCGGAGGAGCCGCAGUUUAACCGAGAAGAUCCUGCUCGCCAUCCCCGACGCGCACGGUUCGAGCGUCCACACCGAGACUCUGAAGCUGAAUUCCUCCGAAAACGCCAAGCUUGGCACGAUGGCGCUACGCAUCAACUUCCCUGCGGCUCCCGUGGUCAAAAUUGCCUCGGAGAAAGUUUUGGUGGCGAGCAGUCUGAAACACAUCCACGACGGUCUGCAGCUGCACCGGGACUUGCUGAGCACCGUCUCACCUCGGGUAGAAACGGACAAACUGACCGACCUCGCGAACACAGUCCGAGACCUUGCCAUGCAAAUCGGCAAGAUGCUGCGAGCGCUCCAGGCGGACUACGUAGCGCAGGCGACCCCCACCAGCCCCGUCAACUUGUACCUGCACGGCGACUUUGAGGUCCAGGUGGCCGCCCACCUGACGCUGCUCCAGCUCCAGUCCCUGGGCCAGGACAUCCACCGCUUCCUCAGGGGUCUGGACACCAGCCGUGAGGAGGAAACGGAUGUGGACCUGCCGACAGAGCUCAAAUAAUCUUUAUUUUUUGACGAUACCAGAAGUAUUUAUUAAUCUGUUAAGGGAUUUAUUUUUCUAUUUGCAUAUUUAUUAUAUUUAUUUAUAUUUGAUUGAACAGCCGACUUGUUGCAUGCUGCCUUGUGUCUACAAUAACUGCCACCACUUGCCUAUCUCACGCAAUCACGCGGUCAUAAUAUUGCACCAAAAAAACUAAUCUCAUGUAAGAGUCUGAGCGUCAAUGUAUUCCUAUUAGACAUUAUGGGGCAUCUUGAAAUACUACGUUCAAUCAAAUCUUAUU